Molecule: messenger RNA, 1587 nt
Organism: Mercenaria mercenaria
Lineage: Eukaryota; Metazoa; Mollusca; Bivalvia; Venerida; Veneridae
Product: multiple epidermal growth factor-like domains protein 10
Exons: 10
Coding region: 1-1341 (446 amino acids)
Molecular function (GO): scavenger receptor activity
Source: RefSeq, a predicted model, not a curated record
AUGGGUAACAAUACAGAAGAAAACAAUUACCUUGAUAAUGAAUCCCGUAUGGAAUCAGGUGCUUCGCAUUCUGAUCAGUCCAUAGAGACAGAUGACAUGGAUACACAGUCUUUGUCAAACGAGUCUGAAAAUAAUCAAAAAACGCAAUUUGAAAAUUACACUCUAUCGGUCGGUAAUUCAUCAGAAUUAACCAAAGAAAUAUUUCAAGAUGAUGGAGUAGGAAACGCGACUCAUGGUUAUCAACCUAAAGAGACACAGCUGCAGAAUGUUGAAAGAGGUCAAUUUUUGAAAGUUGAAAGGAAAUUACACGAAGAUGGUUUGCUAGCAAUAUGUGAAGUUCACGUUUUUGCGGAUUGUCUUGUAAACAAAUGCGGAUGGAACUGUUCAUUACCAUGUUAUUGCCAAGGCGAUGUCACCGGAACCGUGAAAAUUGAUGGUUUAUGUCCUAGUGGUUGUCUUUCUGGAUGGACUGGAAAUGGCGGGAAAUGUGACAUCGGAUGUUGGGGAGAUGAAUGCGAGAAUGAAUGUGGUAACUGUUUAGAGCAGCCAUGUAAUACAGGCAAUGGAGAAUGUUCUGGUGGCUGUAACGGACCGUGGUAUCCACCUCUGUGUAUUCUAGGCUGUGACAGUAACACUUAUGGUAUAAACUGUUCCAAUAGUUGUGGCAACUGUAGAAAUGACGUCCGAUGUGAUAUUAUUACCGGAGUUUGUCCGGAUGGGUGUGAUGAUGGCUGGCAUCUCGCUAAUUGCAAAACCGAAUGUGCGAAUGGAACCUAUGGGUUAAACUGUUCUGGACGUUGUGGGUAUUGCUUUGGAGGAGGAACAUGCGAUCAUGUCACUGGGUAUUGUCCUGAUCGUUGUGCAGCGGGUUAUGUCGGCAAUAUGUGUAUUGAUGAGUGCAGUAACGGAACGUACGGUCUGAAUUGCUCCAACCGGUGUGGUUAUUGUCUGAACAACGUAGCUUGUAAUCCUGUAAGUGGAAUUUGCGAAACAGGUUGCCAAGAAGGAUGGAGGGGUGACACUUGUGUUGAAGCAAUCGGCGACGGAUCUCAGCAUGAGGCACAAGGACCAUCAUUCGCUGUCGGGGUAAUCGUCGGUGUCAUUUCCGCCCUAGGUGUUGUUGGACUGGCUGGCGCUUUACGCUGGAUAAUUAUUCUACAAAGAAGGAAAACAAAGAAAACAGAACAGAAUGUAUACUCAAGCCCAAGCUAUGGUUGUAAUGGAACGUCUCCAUAUUCACCGAACUAUGAUGUUCUCGAUCACAGUCAUACAAACCAAGACCUUGGUAUCUAUUAUAAUUCUGAAGUAUACAUACACCAAAGUGAAAAUGAUACAGGAUAAAUUUGCACAAAAGAAGAUACAGUCAUUUUAAUGAGAAUGACAAUUUACUCUAUUUGAACUUGUAAAACAUGUUUGUUCUAUUGGAGAAAAGCAAUAUUCUAACAAAUAAUCCUUAUUUAAAACAUAGAAAUUUUUAUUUGGACAACAAAAUUCGACAUUAUCGAAAAAUGAGAGUUAUUUUUGUGUGUGUUUAAACAUACCUUUUUAUAUAAGCAAUUAGUUAAAUCGUUACAGAAAAAAAUAUAC